AUGUUGCUUAAAAUUACUGCAAUAUUUUCAUUCGCUGCGAUUGCUCUGGCUGCGACAUCAGCGCAACUCGAUUCUUCAAAUUUCCACCAAUCGAUAUCAUCGGGAACUUGGUUAAUCGAACAUUAUACGCCAACUUGCAGUCACUGUAUCGCUUUUGAAUCAACUUGGAAUCAGUUGAUCGCUCAUUUCGAGCAAGAUGUCCAUUUUGGUCAAGUUGAUUGCGAUUCCUCGGAAGACAUUUGCAAAGAAUACGAUGUAAAAGUUACACCUGCUCUCUCUUUCUUCAAGGAUGGCGUAUUAUCAGAGCUACAUGCUGGUAGUAAUGCUUACAAAGACCUAGCAAACUACAUUAAAUCCCAUCUCAUCUCUUUGCCAAGCUACUCAGAAUCCUCUCCACCAAACCCAUACGGUGAGGUUACUCAGCUUUCUGACAGCAACUUUCAAAAUUAUGUUGGCAAUGAAGGCGAUGGAAAGAUCGUCUGGAUCAAAUACUUUGCUCCUUGGUGUCCUCAUUGCCAACGUCUCGCUCCGGUUUGGGAAGAACUCGCCGAAAAAUUCAGGGGAAGACUGAAUAUUGCAUCAGUUGAUUGUGAACAACAUCACAAGCUAUGCCAGAAUGAGAAAGUCAGUAGCUACCCUACAUUUACAAUGUACUCAGAUACCAACAAAAAAGUCUACAAAGGCGGUAGAAAUUUGAAAAAGCUGACAGAAUUUGCUGAGAAGGUGGUUCAACCAGGUAUGCUUGAAAUUACAAGUGAACAGUUUGAAACAUCAAGUGUCAAAGAGGAAAUCUUUUACCUCUUUCUGCAUUCACCCUUGAGCUCUACAAACUAUGAUCAAGUUAUUCUUGACAAGUCUAUUAGUGGCUUGAUUGGUGGACCAAGAAUAUACAGAUCGAAAGACGAUAGAUUAUUUGCUAAAUACGGGUUCAAUCUCAAUGAUGGCAGCGUAUUCCUUGCUUUCAAAGAUAACGAUUUGAACACACCUGCAUCAAAAGUAAAAUUGACAGACUUUGGUAGUCUGAAUGAUGAAGCGAAGGACAAUGUAACACAUGCGGGCGUGAAGGAGCUUACUGAUUGGCUCAAAUUCAAUUCUUUCCCGACAGUUGUAGACGCAUCAACCGUUUUCAAUGAGCUUUUGAACGCUGAUACUCAGCAGUAUCUGGUCAUCCUACCUCUCGAAGUUGACUCAGAUGAUUUUGAGUCAUCCAAGAGUAAACUAGCUGAGAUCGCAAAAGCAUGGAUGAGAGGGGGUAGAAAUAUGAUGGCAGAGCAUGGCGUUUUAAAGGGUGGUCCUGGAUCAUCGACAAUAUUCGCAUGGGUCGAUGCAAAGAAAUACAAUAGAUGGCUAUGGAAUAUGUAUGGAUAUACCCAUGAGUCCAACUCAGGAAAGGAACAUAGACAAGUCAUAAUAGCAGAUCCGAACAGGUUGGAGUACUAUAACAUGAACUUUGAUGGUCAAACUACUACGUUAGAUGGGCUUUCUAUUUUCAGCGCACUUGAGGGUGUUUAUCAAGGUCAACUCCAACCAAAGUCAUCACAGAACGCCUUUGAGUACACAAUUCAAACUCUUCAUAAGAGAUUGACAUCAUUCAAGUCGCUAGUUGAACAUCCAUUCAGAACUUUUAUUAUUAUAGUGUUGAUUGCUGUAGGUUUAGGAGUGGCAAUUUACGCAAUGUCUGGUGACUCUAGCACGAGUAUGGAUGAUGGACUUCACUUAUUUUCUAGCGGGACAGCAGGCAAAGGGAAAAGUAGCGCAAGAGAUUAUUAUCAACCAACGAACAAAGACAGCAGAAGAAUAGAUUAA
This is a messenger RNA of Wallemia ichthyophaga EXF-994, 1806 nucleotides long. RefSeq names its product Thioredoxin domain-containing protein 5. Gene Ontology annotation, molecular function: protein disulfide isomerase activity. Bases 1 to 1806 code for a protein of 601 amino acids. Gene Ontology annotation, cellular component: endoplasmic reticulum. NCBI's taxonomy places the organism in Eukaryota, Fungi, Basidiomycota, Wallemiomycetes, Wallemiales, Wallemiaceae. The record is from RefSeq and is a predicted model, not a curated record. The transcript is spliced from 10 exons.